This is a messenger RNA of Mucor mucedo, 1151 nucleotides long. RefSeq names its product voltage-dependent anion channel. The transcript has a single exon. Gene Ontology annotation, molecular function: sulfite transmembrane transporter activity. Bases 74 to 1129 code for a protein of 351 amino acids. The record is from RefSeq and is a predicted model, not a curated record. Gene Ontology annotation, cellular component: plasma membrane. Gene Ontology annotation, biological process: sulfite transmembrane transport; transmembrane transport. NCBI's taxonomy places the organism in Eukaryota, Fungi, Mucoromycota, Mucoromycetes, Mucorales, Mucoraceae.
GUCAGACGAAAAACCUGAACAUGUAUUGGUACACAUCAUUAAAAACUUUACACCUUCUUGGUUUAGUGUAAUUAUGGGCACGGGUAUUUUAUCCAUUCUAUUACAGACUUUUCCCUAUCAAUUCUAUGGUUUGCCCACCAUUGCUCUCGUCGUUUAUAUCAUAAACAUUGUGCUCUUUUGCAUCUUUACCUUAAUCACGGCUGCACGCUAUUUAUUUUUUCCUUACAUAUUUUCCCUCAUGAUGAAAAACUCCACACAGUCACUCUUUAUAGGCACCUACUCCAUGGGUUUAACCACCAUUUGCAACUUCACCAUCAUUGUAAUCACAAAAAAGUUCGAUUGGGGAAUGAAUCUAGCAUUUGCUUUAUGGAUCGUCACUGUCAUCGUCACUUACUUUAGCUGUAUUGUUGUACCUUAUUAUAUUAUUGUACAUCACAACCACGAACUGGAGAAUAUGAACGGAACUUGGUUACUUCCCUUUGUACCAGCUGUUGUGACAGGUGCUUCCGGAGGUUUAUUAUCAAAUAAUAUCGAUGAAGGACGAGCACUAGUCAUCUUGAUCAUUUCCUACGUUACUAUGGGUAUGGGUUUAUUCUUGGCUACGUCUAUCAUUACCAUUUACUGGUGCCGUCUUGUCGUCCACAAAUUGCCGCCUAAAGAAGUCAUUAUCUCUUCUUUUCUACCAUUAGGUCCUCUGGGACAAGGAGCCUAUGGUAUGAUUCAACUCGGAAGUGCGGGGAAAAGAAUAUUUGGUGAUAAAUAUAUUACGGGAUUGGGCGAUACGGCUUAUGGUAUAGGCUUCUUAGCUGCCUUGGCCUUAUGGGGAUAUGGUAUCUGGUACCUGUCCGUAGCUGUAUUUUCUGUCAUUAGAACCACAGUGUAUGACAAGAUCCCAUUUAAUAUGGGUUGGUGGAGUCUUACUUUCCCUUUAGGCGUAUAUACGGCAGGCACGUUGGCUAUUGGGGAUGUGCUGGAUUCCAUGUUCUUUCAAGUACUAGGUGCUAUUUUCACAUGCUGUUUAGUGGUACUUUGGUUAGCCGUGUCGGCUUUGACAAUACAAGGAGCUGUUACUGGCAAAAUAUUUUAUGCUCCUUGUUUGACACCAAUCAAGGACGCAGUGCCGACUUGAGUUUAGCUUUUAUAUAAUAGGG